This is a messenger RNA of Fundulus heteroclitus (mummichog), 2766 nucleotides long. It is a transcript of the gene klhdc10, whose product is annotated as kelch domain containing 10. Bases 187 to 1353 code for a protein of 388 amino acids. Gene Ontology annotation, molecular function: protein binding. NCBI's taxonomy places the organism in Eukaryota, Metazoa, Chordata, Actinopteri, Cyprinodontiformes, Fundulidae. The transcript is spliced from 9 exons. Gene Ontology annotation, biological process: positive regulation of stress-activated MAPK cascade. The record is from RefSeq and is a predicted model, not a curated record.
CGAAACCCCCGAAGAAGAAACGUGCCAUCAUAAUCACCGGUGAGGCUAAAAGGAAUACACAGUGAAUGGCUUCUAAAUAGCCUGAAAUGCGAGAUGAGCCGAUGAAGCUGCCGCGGACGGCGCGUUUAUUCUCCCAUGUGACCUCAGCAAGGCCUGGACGGUAGAGGGAGAAGAAGGGGACAAAAGAUGUCGGACGCUGGAGGCGCUGACAGUUCCGGGCAGCUGAAUACGUUUGAGAAACUGUCAGGCAGGCCGCCGCACGGAGCACAUUUAGCAGGUCCACGGACUCCCCCCGCCCGCAGCGGCCACCGCUGCGUCGCUGACAACUCCAACCUGUAUGUGUUUGGGGGUUACAACCCGGACUAUGACGAGUCGGGAGGCUCAGAAAACGAAGACUACCCACUAUUCAGGGAGCUUUGGCGGUACCAUUUCGCCACGGGCUGCUGGCAGCAGAUUCGAACGGAGGGGUACAUGCCCACAGAGCUGGCAUCUAUGUCAGCUGUUCUGCACGGCAACAACCUCCUGGUGUUCGGCGGCACCGGGAUCCCCUUCGGGGAAAACAACGGCAACGACGUUCACGUUUGUAACGUGAAGUACAAGCGAUGGUCGCUGCUCAACUGUCGAGGGAAGAAGCCAAACCGAAUAUACGGACAGGCCAUGGUCAUUAUAAAUGGCUUCCUGUAUGUGUUUGGCGGCACGACGGGUUACAUCUACAGCACAGACCUGCACAGGCUGGACCUGACCACCAGGGAGUGGAUCCACCUCAAACCCAACAACCCGCCCGACGACCUGCCGGAGGAAAGAUACAGGCAUGAAAUAGCACACGAUGGACAGAGGAUUUAUAUUCUGGGAGGUGGAACUUCCUGGACAUCAUAUCCUCUGGAUAAGAUGCAUGCUUACAAUCUGGAGACAAACUCGUGGGAAGAAAUCACGACCAAACCUCAUGAGAAAAUAGGAUACCCCGCCCCUCGACGUUGCCAUAGCUGUGUACAAAUACGUAACGAUGUAUUUAUCUGUGGCGGCUACAACGGGGAGCUGAUACUAGCUGAUCUGUGGAAGCUGAACCUGCAAACGUUCCAGUGGAGCAAACUACCAGCAGAGAUGCCCGAGCCGGCCUACUUCCACUGUGCCGCUGUAACUCCAGCCGGCUGCAUGUACAUCCACGGUGGCGUAGUGAACAUCCACGAGAACAAGAGAACUGGCUCCCUGUUCAAGAUCUGGCUGACUGUGCCCAGCCUGCUGGAGCUGUGCUGGGAGAAGCUCCUCAAGGCCUUCCCCCACCUGACUUCUCUCCCCACCUUUCACCUGCAUAACCUGGGCCUCACAGAGGAGCUCGUAGAACGUGUGAAAUAGGUCCAGGGGGGGGGGAAACGGAAGAAGACUCCCAGCAGGAUUCUGGAUGAUGCCUGAUGUAGCCCCGCCUUAAAACCAAAAACAAUGGGAUGCCUUUCUUAUGUUCACUUUUUUUUUUGCCUGUUUUUUUGUAGAUAUGAGGAUGAGCGUAAAUAUUUUUGGAAUGUUUUAUGGAUUUUACUCAAAUCCCUGUGCCAUCACUGGAUCUUUCCAGCGUUUCGAUUCUGGGCAUCAUCUUCCAACAAACUGACAAAAAAAAAAAAAAACUAAACUAUUUUGCCAUGUGAAAGUCACACUAUUUACUCAUUCUGCAAAUCGUACAGAUAUUUUAUAAAUACAGAACAAGGGAAUAAUGUAUAUUUAUUUAAUGGACUUGUUCCCAUUUUCUGGCUCUUUCCCCCUCCCUCUUAUGAACUGAUGUUGCUGUUUGCACACACAUGUUCUUGUUGGUAUUUUUCCUUAUUUAAUAGAUUCUUUACACAUCAGUGGCUGGAUGUUUCCGUCUAAAGAGGUUGCAACGCUUUGGUUUGCCAAUUUAACAGUUUUACUGAUGCCAUACUGCUUUUGACCCCUCUCUGCUGAGAGCCGUCAGAUGAAGUAACAGUCAUGAAAGCUUCUGCUCUCUGGUUAUUAUCCUGCCAGUUGCGUGGAUGGGCAAACAAACGUUUCUCUCGCCUUGAAAAUGUGAUAAAGUGUUUUAGAUUUGUGGUCAGUUGCCUAAAACCUGUGGAGACACUGUUCAUCGCCAUGACAAGAACAUUUAUACCUUGAUUUGUGCCGUUUCAUUGUUAUUUGACAGGUUAAUUAUCCUCAAAGUAAAAAAUGAAAGAGUAUUGACAGUUAUUUCCCCAAUAGUGUCCAUUUCUAGCUUUAUUUGUAAACCACACCACAUGUCACUGUGAAUUGGGUGCUCUUUAAAUAUUAAGCUUUUAGUCCAAUAAAUUAUUCUUUUACUUCCCCAUUGUUGGAGACUUUGGCUUUGCUUCUGUAGCACAUUUAUCCCGCAGUGCCUUUUUUCAAAUAUACAGUCCACAAAUGGAAGAUUUGAGCCUGCAUCUCAGCCCAUUUAUGCCAGGCAGUGCAUACGAGUACAGAUUUUUAAAACAUCUUUCCCCUUUGAUAACCAGGUCAGCGACUCUUGAUCAGCUGCAGCAUGUUGCCAUAAUAGCAUUCAGACUUCUCCUUUAUUUGAACGAUGCCAAAUAUCGUUUCGCCUUUCAAAAAGAUCUAGCUUUUUUUUUUUUCUGACCACUACAGCUGCAUGAAUCCUUAUUCAAAUUUCUUUAAUGCAUGAUGCCUGCUUUUUAAAUCUUUACUUGCAAAGAUGCUGUACAGGAUUCCUAUUAUUAAAAAUGUUGUACAGUUGGUUUUUAUGAACAUUGUUAGUUGUCAAUAAAAGUAUUGUCCAAAUAG